UUCAGAUUAAAAAUGUGUCUAGCUCCCCCGCACAAAACUGAAUCAACUAAUCCCGCUGGAUGGAAACGGCAAGAUGGCGGCGAAGGAAAAAGAUGGCGGGAUCUCAUGUUUCCGGUCGGGAAGGAGCGAUGGGGCAAGUUCCGCGAAUGGGGGCGGAGCAAUCUUGUAGGGGUGGAACAAACUGUUGCUCUGGUCACAACCUGGGUUGUCAACUUGGAGUUGAAUUUUACUCUUCUCUCUCUUCCCAUCCUUUUCACUGGAUUUUUAACCAUUCUCUCCCCUCACACAGAUAUACAGGCAUGUGUAUGUGGAUCUGUGUUAUCUGUACUGCUAUGUUUACUAAACAAGCAUGGUUGGAUGGACCCUCCAGCCCAUUACACUGACAGAAUUGGGUUGACCAGCUUAUUCAGGAGACAGACAAAAGUACAUCCAGAUGAUUUAGGUUUCCAGGAUCAGUGUUAUCAAACACUCUCAUUGAGGAUGCGAACCUACAAGGUUCUGCCCUUGAAUCAGCUGUCACGUGUUUGGGGUCGAGCAGCGGAUACUGAAUUACCGACGCCAUUUAAAUUCAUUUCAGUCUGGCUUUUUGCAACCCUCAUGCGCUGUGACAGGACGGAGGCCGAGUUUGAUUGUCUUUCUCAAUACAGAACCAUUAGCCAGUUUUUUAGGCGAAAACUAAAACCUGGAUUGAGGCCAGUUUGUCCUGUAAGCUCAAUAGUUAGUCCAGCAGAUGGUUCACUCACAUACAUUGGUCUUGUCCAGGGUUCAUACUUGGAGCAGAUUAAAGGGAUCAGAUACUGCUUGAAACAAUUCUUUGGCCCUUUGUAUGAGCUAGAUGAUGAUGCUAGCAAAGAACCAAUUAAUUCAAUUUUAUCAAGAACACAGAUUUGGGAUUCAGAUUCAGUUUAUCUGCUUGAGGAUCAAAUUUUAACUCAAUCUCCAGAAGUUUACCAACUUUUACAUUAUCCUGGUCGGACAGCACUGUUUCAAGCAGUUAUCUAUCUAAGCCCUUCAGAUUACCAUAGAUUUCAUUCCCCUACAACCUGGACCGUGCACAAACGACGACAUUUCCCAGGAAAACUGUACAGUGUGUCCCCAUCUGUUGUGCGCAAAAUGCCGGGACUCUUUCACACAAAUGAGCGCGUGGCUCUGUUUGGCGAGUGGCAACAUGGAUUCUUUUCUAUGACCGCUGUUGGAGCCACAAAUGUUGGUUCUAUUGUGAUGAACUUUGACAAUGAGUUGAUGACAAACCUGCGAGGGAGUGAGUACUCUGAAAAAAUCUACGAGAACGAUGGUAUUCGUAUUGAAAAGGGCGAGGAAAUGGGGUUCUUCAAUUUUGGAUCAACCAUCGUUCUUGUUUUCGAGGCUCCGAUAGAUUACCAAUUCAGAAAGGAGUCAAUGACAAGGGUGAAAGUUGGUGAAGGAAUGUAGAAUGUAAAAAUGCAACCCUGAACUUAAAAACGACAAAAAAGAAUUAGCAAACUCAUUAUUCAACUCUAAGCAUAAUUCGUAUUUGUAAUUAACUAUUGCGGCCAAAAAGUACUAAGCACAACGGAGAAAAAAGUACACAUUCAAUUUUGAUACGUUCUGAGGGUCAAAAUUAUCGCACUCACUCAAUUAAAUUUUUAAAAAUGAAUUUGAUUGAAUUUUUUUAUGACUUUUACCAAGCAAAGUCCAUGCUGCAUUAAAUUGAUAAAGACCAAUGAAUCUGAAGUUAUACGUUUAUUACUAAGAAUAAGAAAUGCAUAUAAAUGUUAUUUGUUCCCAAAAUUAUUUUUCUUAAAAACAUCUAUAAAUGUCAUCAAAUAGCUUAACUGACAAACUUUAAAAAAGAACUUUAAGUUCUUGUUAAAAGGCUUUUAAUAUUUUAAGAUAAAAAAUCAUUUAAAAUUGUUAAUUAUUAAAUGACGAUGAAUGAUGAUUAAACCAGAGUUAUGAAGAUUAUGUACUAAGUACAUUACUGUUUGGGGAUUGAUUAUGUACUAAGUACAUUACUGUUUUCUUAGAAGCAUAUUUAUAUUGAUAUUAACCAAUGAAAUUUCACACCUAUACAAUCGACAUUACUUUUACAUUUAUUUGAUAUUUAUUAUUGAAAGUAUUAUUUUUUUAAACAUAAUAUUCAUGAUCUCACCUUUUUUUGUUAGAGAAUAUUGCUUUUAAAAAAGUCUGACUUUUUGCUCUAAAGCAAUGUAUAAUAUUUGUCACUAGGGGUGCAACUUGUACUACCCCCCCCCCUCCUCAAACCGGUCCCAUAUUCACUUUUUUAGUCAUAUUACCUCAGUCUUAAUGUAGCACUAAGGACCAAAAACUGUUUUAAUUGAAACUUUAAAUGUUUUUGCAAAUUAUUUACAUUGAAAAAACCUAACCAAGGGGGGGGGGUGAUUAUUAUAAAAUAAAAAUAAAAGUAAUUUGCCUUGUAUUAUAACCCAGCAUUUGCAGUAGAAUUGAAUUCUUUUCAGCUAAAGAUUUUACAGUUAACAGCUUUGUUAUUGUUUCGUUCAGAACUGUUAUUGUUCUAUUUAUCUGGUGAAAUAUAUAUAUAAUGGAAA
Messenger RNA from Eurytemora carolleeae, 2549 nucleotides. Its product is annotated as phosphatidylserine decarboxylase proenzyme, mitochondrial. Lineage: Eukaryota; Metazoa; Arthropoda; Copepoda; Calanoida; Temoridae. Gene Ontology annotation, molecular function: phosphatidylserine decarboxylase activity. Gene Ontology annotation, biological process: phosphatidylethanolamine biosynthetic process. Bases 13 to 1431 code for a protein of 472 amino acids. Gene Ontology annotation, cellular component: mitochondrion. The record is from RefSeq and is a predicted model, not a curated record. The transcript has 12 exons.